UGUGGUACAUGAAUUGGAAUAAGCUUAACAUUACAAAUAGCCAUAGAGAUGGACCUUACCCAGAACUUCAUAAUUAAAACAUCAAUCACUCCAUAGCCUGCCGCUUUAAACCUUCCCUCACCAUUUUACAAAGCAGAAGGAAAAAAAACCUCAGCAUCCUUGUGCAAUUUGAACACUUCUACCUUGGUUAUUGUACCAACACUUGUUUCUACUCUGAUAAGGUAGUGAAAUUCAGGAUGGAGAUUACUGUAAAGGAAUCUACAAUUGUUCAUCCUGCUCAAGACACUCCGAAAGGAAGUCUAUGGAACUCCAAUUUGGACCUGUUGACGACAAGAUACCACAUCCCUACAGUAUACUACUACAAGCCAAAUGGUAGUUCUAAUUUCUUUGACCCUGGAAAGCUUAAAGAGGCUUUAAGCAAGAUUCUUGUGCCAUUUUACCCGAUAGCUGGAAGGUUGGGAUUGGAUCAAAAUGGAAGACUUGAAAUAAUAUGUAAUGCAGAAGGAGUUUUAUUCAUAGAGGCUGAAUCUACCUCAGUUAUGGAUCAAUUUGUUGGUGAUUUUACUGAUAACUCUGAAGUUUCCCGAUUAGUUCCCACGGUCGACUAUUCUGAAGGAAUAUCUUCAUAUCCGCUUCUUGUUUUGCAGGUAACUACUUUCAAAUGCGGUGGGAUUAGUCUAGGCGUAGGGUUGCAGCAUACUUUAGCAGAUGGCACAGCCGCUCUUCAUUUCAUCAAUAGUUGGGCUGACACAGCUCGAGGCUUGUCUCCUACCAUUGCCCCAUUCAUGGAUCGAACUCUUCUUCGUGCUCGUGUCUCACCAACUCCUACAUUUCACCAUGUUGAAUAUGACCCACCUCCUAAAAUAAUGACUACAGGCCACUCAAUUUUAACAUCAGAAUCUCAGUCAAACGAUCUUAAGCCAUCAAUCGUUUCCCUUUUUAAGCUCACAGUUGAUCAACUGAAUAUCCUGAAAGCUAAACCAAACAUCGGAAAUUCUGACUCUAUAAAAUAUAGUACUUAUAGUAUCUUAACUUCCCAUUUAUGGCGGUGUAUAAGCAAAGCGAGGGGCCUCUCAAAUGAUCAAGCUACUAAGCUAUACAUUCCAACUGAUGGACGAUUUAGAUUAAAUCCUCCUCUCCCACGAGGCUACUUUGGCAACGCAACCUUUCAAGCUACAGCAAUUGCUCGAGCUGGUGAUCUCCUAUCUGAACCUUUUACCAACACUGUUAAGAGAAUCCAUGAACUGUUAAAGCAGGUUAACGAUGAAUAUUUGAGAUCAGCUAUUGAUUACAUAGAAAAGGUGCCUGAUCUAAACACUUUGGUUCGAGGAUCGCAUACUUUUCGAUGCCCAAACUUAUCUGUUAUUAGUUGGAUGUGGUUGCCUAUAUAUGAUGCAGAUUUCGGAUGGGGUCGCCCCAUAUAUAUGAGGCCAGCAAAUGUUGUUCAAGAAGGAAAACUUUUUGUAUUACCAAGUCCGACUAGUGAUGGGAGCUUGUCACUGAUUACUCGAUUAGAGACCUCUCACAUGAAACUCUUUGGUAAACUUCUUUAUGAAUUUUAGUGGAAGUGUACUGCUAUUUUAUCUAUCUCGAUUCUAUGAUUAUUAAAAAAAAGUCAUCGAUGUAAUAAUAGCUGAAUAAUAAUUUAAUUUGA
Molecule: messenger RNA, 1654 nt
Organism: Durio zibethinus
Lineage: Eukaryota; Viridiplantae; Streptophyta; Magnoliopsida; Malvales; Malvaceae
Product: shikimate O-hydroxycinnamoyltransferase-like
Molecular function (GO): acyltransferase activity, transferring groups other than amino-acyl groups
Source: RefSeq, a predicted model, not a curated record